This is a messenger RNA of Nestor notabilis (Kea), 3613 nucleotides long. RefSeq names its product platelet-derived growth factor receptor, alpha polypeptide (gene PDGFRA). The coding region runs from base 9 to 3272 and encodes 1087 amino acids. Gene Ontology annotation, molecular function: ATP binding; platelet-derived growth factor binding; platelet-derived growth factor alpha-receptor activity. Lineage: Eukaryota; Metazoa; Chordata; Aves; Psittaciformes; Psittacidae. The record is from RefSeq and is a predicted model, not a curated record. The transcript has 22 exons. Gene Ontology annotation, biological process: platelet-derived growth factor receptor signaling pathway; protein phosphorylation; positive regulation of kinase activity. Gene Ontology annotation, cellular component: signaling receptor complex.
UGGUAGCUAUGGGUACUUACCCGUGGACGCUCCUGAUCCUGGGAUGUUUUCUCACAGGACCGUUCCUAACAUUUUGCCAGCUUCCUCUGCCGACUAUUGUUCCCAAUAGGAACGAAAUGGUGGUACAAUUGAAUUCCAAUUUCACACUCAAAUGCUCUGGAGACAGCGAAGUGAGCUGGCAGUACCCAGUGACUGAGGGAAGCCACAAGAUAGACAUUAGACAUGAAGAAAACAACAGUGGCCUCUUUGUGACGGUGCUCGAAGUAGGAAAUGCCUCGGCUGCUCAUACGGGCUUGUAUGUUUGCUAUUAUAACCACACUCAAGUGGAGGAUGGGGAAGUGGAAGGGAAGGACAUCUACAUCUAUGUGCCUGACCCAGAUAUGCCUUUUGUCCCUUCUAUACCAGAAGACCAGUUCAUCCUAGUAGAAGAAGGUGAUCCCACCGUUAUUCCUUGUCGGACAAGUGCCCCAAACGCUGAAGUGACUUUAAUUAACAGUUUAGACAAGGCUGUCUAUGCUUUCUAUGACAGCAAACAAGGCUUCAUAGGGAAUUUCCCUGCAGGCUCGUAUACAUGCAAAACAAUGGUUAAAGGUGUGGAGUUCAAGUCCGAUGAGUUCCUCAUCUAUAUUUUACGAGCUACUUCACAGCUGCCGGUUGAAAUCGAAGCACUCAAAACUGUCUACAAAACAGGCGAGACCAUCGUAGUGACUUGUGUGGUCUUUGACAAUGAGGUGGUUAAUUUACAGUGGAAUUAUCCUGGGAAAGUGAAAGAAAAAGGUCUGAUAAAACUCGAUGAUAUUAAAGUCCCAUCGCAGAAGCUGGUUUACACCUUGACCAUUCCUGAGGCAUCAGUGAAAGACACAGGGGAUUAUGAAUGCACUGCUCGGCAUGCAACCAAGGAGGUUAAGGAAAAUAAGAAAGUAGUCAUUACAGUUCAUGACAAAGGCUUUGUUCAUCUGGAGCCUCAGUUUAGCCCUCUGGAGGCUGUCAAUCUACACGAAGUCAAAAACUUUGUCGUUGAUGUGCAGGCAUACCCAGCACCAAAAAUGUACUGGUUGAAGGACAAUGUGACUCUGAUUGAAAAUCUUACUGAGAUUGUUACUAGUUCCAACAAAAUCCAGGAAACAAGAUUUCAGAGCAUAUUAAAAUUGAUCCGGGCCAAGGAAGAAGACAGUGGAUACUAUACUUUGGUUGCUGAAAAUGAAGAUGAGAUUAAAAGAUACACCUUCUCCUUGCUGAUCCAAGUUCCAGCCUUGAUCUUAGACCUCGUGGAUGACCACCAUGGCUCUGUGGGUGGGCAGACGGUGAGGUGCUUGGCGGAGGGGACCCCUCUUCCUGAUGUGGAAUGGCUGGUUUGCAAAGACAUUAAAAAGUGCAGUAAUGACACCUCAUGGACUCUUUUGACUAACAAUAUUUCUGAUAUACAUAUGGAAGCCCACCUGGAUGAGAAUAACAUGGUGGAAAGCCAGGUGACGUUCCAGAAGGUAGAGGAGACCCUGGCUGUGCGAUGUGUGGCAAGGAACGACCUUGGUGCUGUUACUCGGGAACUGAAGCUUGUGGCUCCCACCUUGCGAUCAGAAUUGACUGUGGCUGCUGCAGUCUUAGUGCUGUUAGUGAUUGUGAUAAUUUCAUUGAUUGUCCUGGUCAUCAUAUGGAAACAGAAGCCCAGGUAUGAAAUAAGAUGGAGAGUCAUUGAAUCUAUCAGCCCUGAUGGCCAUGAAUACAUUUAUGUGGAUCCAAUGCAACUGCCUUAUGACUCCAGAUGGGAAUUUCCUAGAGAUGGGUUAGUGCUAGGUCGAAUUCUUGGUUCUGGUGCAUUUGGAAAAGUAGUUGAGGGGACUGCAUAUGGAUUGAGUCGCUCUCAACCAGUGAUGAAAGUAGCUGUGAAAAUGCUGAAACCUACAGCUAGAUCCAGUGAAAAACAAGCGCUCAUGUCUGAACUGAAGAUAAUGACACAUCUUGGCCCCCACCUGAAUAUUGUGAAUCUGCUUGGGGCUUGUACAAAAUCAGGUCCUAUUUACAUCAUUACCGAAUACUGCUUUUAUGGUGAUUUGGUGAACUAUCUGCAUAAGAACAGGGACAAUUUCCUGAACAGACACCCAGAGAAGCCAAAGAAAGAUUUGGACAUCUUUGGGAUGAACCCAGCUGAUGAAAGCACAAGAAGUUAUGUGAUAUUAUCAUUUGAAAACACUGGAGAAUACAUGGACAUGAAACAAGCUGAUACCACUCAGUACGUGCCAAUGCUGGAAAGGAAGGAGGGAUCUAAAUACUCUGAUAUUCAAAGAUCUGUGUAUGAUCGGCCUGCUUCAUAUAAGAAGAAAUCUAUGUCAGAAUCAGAAGUCAAAAACCUUCUUUCAGAUGACAGUUCAGAGGGCCUCAGCCUGCUGGAUUUGCUGAGCUUCACCUACCAGGUUGCACGGGGAAUGGAAUUCUUGGCUUCUAAAAAUUGUGUGCACCGUGACUUGGCAGCUCGUAAUGUCCUCCUGGCUCAAGGAAAAAUCGUGAAGAUCUGUGACUUUGGGCUGGCUAGAGACAUCAUGCAUGAUUCCAACUAUGUCUCCAAGGGCAGCACUUUCCUCCCAGUAAAAUGGAUGGCACCUGAAAGCAUUUUUGACAAUCUGUACACAACAUUAAGUGAUGUCUGGUCUUAUGGCAUUCUGCUGUGGGAAAUAUUUUCUCUUGGUGGCACACCAUAUCCUGGCAUGAUGGUCGAUUCUACUUUCUACAAUAAGAUCAAGAGUGGAUACCGAAUGGCCAAACCUGAUCAUGCUACUAAUGAAGUGUAUGAGAUCAUGGUGAAGUGCUGGAACAGUGAACCUGAAAAAAGACCUUCUUUUUACCAUUUGAGUGAAAUUGUGGAGAGCUUGUUGCCUGGGGAGUACAAAAAGAGCUAUGAGAAGAUUCACCUGGACUUCCUGAAGAGCGAUCACCCAGCUGUCACACGCAUGAGAGGGGAAUGUGACAAUGCUUACAUUGGUGUCACCUACAAGAAUGAAGACAAGCUAAAGGACAGGGAGAGCGGAUUUGAUGAACAGAGGCUGAGUGCUGACAGUGGGUACAUCAUCCCUCUGCCUGACAUUGACCCUGUUUCUGAAGAUGAGCUUGGCAAAAGGAACAGGCACAGUUCCCAGACAUCUGAAGAAAGUGCCAUUGAAACUGGUUCCAGUAGCUCUACCUUCAUCAAGAGAGAAGAUGAGACCAUUGAGGACAUUGACAUGAUGGAUGACAUUGGGAUCGACUCCUCAGACCUGGUGGAGGACAGCUUCCUGUAACCGCACAGACACCUUCCAGCUCUGCACAUGGGGAGCUUGCUGUGUCAUCUGUAGAAUUCCGCUCCACAGAGAAAACCACUUUAUUGCAAUGCCAAGGAUGUGAAGAGGAGGUGGAUUUGUACAGAGAAACUCCUGGUGAUGGGCAGAGAAAUCAGCCCGAGUAUGAGUGAAAGAGACAUGUCGAAGAUGGAUUUUUUAGUGUUGCUUCUUGCAGUACUUGAGUAGCAUCUCAGUGUUGUUUGCCAUUUGAACUGGUAGGAGGACGAAUCAAAAGGCCACAAACAGAUGAGUUUUGUGUUUCAAGGGCAUUCAUAUGACUUUGAGGUAUCAAAUUUCCACUG